This is a messenger RNA of Arabidopsis thaliana (thale cress), 1200 nucleotides long. Its product is annotated as ATP-dependent Clp protease ATP-binding subunit. The transcript is spliced from 2 exons. NCBI's taxonomy places the organism in Eukaryota, Viridiplantae, Streptophyta, Magnoliopsida, Brassicales, Brassicaceae. Bases 128 to 853 code for a protein of 241 amino acids. The record is from RefSeq and is marked reviewed.
CUCAAGGUGAAUGAACAUUAGAAACUAGCCACAUAAAAAUUGUGACGAUAAGAUUUAUGCUUUCUUCAAUCAAAAUGAUUCAAAACAAACCAAAAACAUCAUAACAAUUGUUAAUAGUGAGAGAAACAUGGCUUCAACAAAAAUAAACUCUUUAACAACAACAAUCUACAAUUACAAAUCCCCAAGAAGAUACAUUAACCACAAAUCCCAAAACCAAAUCAAACUAAUUUCAAAUUCCCUAAACCCAAAACCCAACACAACACAGCUUCCCAACACUCUCUACAGUGUCAGCUUCAAGACUAUUGGAACAGGUAAGCUUGGCAUCUCCAGAUAUCCCGAUUUCGAAUACUCUCCUCUAGGUGGCUCUGGUGCCGGAACCGCCAAGAAAAUCGACGACAAAAACAGAGCAUCAAACUCUGAAUUGUCUGUUUGUUUCAAUGUGGCCACUCUUUAUAUUCCUUCUCUCACUAGCCAAACCACGAAGUUUCUCGGCUUUCCAUUGCCACCGUUUCUAAAAAUCGAUAUCUCACCGGAGAUUUUCCAAGGAACUAUCAACCAAGAAUCCGGGAAGGUGGAAUUGGAGUUUAUGGCGAAGUUCUUUUUCACGGCGGGAGGAGGGAUAUACAGAGCUCCGGCGUUGGUGGUGAGAACUGUGUUGACGACGGAGGAAUCGAUAGGAGAGAACAAGAGAGGGAAAGGAGAGAGACUGGACGAAGAAGGAAAGUGUAGACUCGUCGGCGUCGCGAAAGUUGAGACCAUCGACGAUUUGUUUAUGAACACGUUCCUCUCUCUUCCGGCGGAGUGUCUCGCCGAUCUACAAGCUAUUAUUUCAGUCUCUGAUAAUCAAUCUUGAAUCUUAAUGAUAAACCAUAAAUAUUUGAGUUGAAGUUGAUUAAUUAUUUGUUUACUUAAAAAAAAGUCUUACACUUAGGAUUUGAAUAAAGAAUAUGUAAUGGGUGGCCAUGGAAAAUAAAAGAUGAGAUAAUGGGUGAUGAUGAGCAUGGAACACAACAAAUUACAGCUUGAAGAAGUAAAUGCGAAUUGACACAUAUCUUAACACUUGUUUGUUUGUGCAUUGUGAUUACGAAAUUUAUAUAGUUUAUUUGACCGACGUUGUAAUUUGAUGAUUUUUGUUGUUGUUGGAGAAUUGAUUGAAUACUGUAGAUGACUACUUGUGACGAAAGAGACUUUUUUAAUAUA